This is a messenger RNA of Olea europaea var. sylvestris, 1640 nucleotides long. Its product is annotated as serine/threonine-protein kinase HT1-like. Bases 437 to 1405 code for a protein of 322 amino acids. Gene Ontology annotation, molecular function: ATP binding; protein kinase activity. Gene Ontology annotation, biological process: protein phosphorylation. Lineage: Eukaryota; Viridiplantae; Streptophyta; Magnoliopsida; Lamiales; Oleaceae. The transcript is spliced from 6 exons. The record is from RefSeq and is a predicted model, not a curated record.
CACUCUUAAAAUCCAAAUACUCUUCGUCCUUUGGAAAAUAAUUCAAACGGUCCAUCCACUAUUAUAUUCCAACACAAUCAAUAUCUUUCGCUUCAUUACCUUUGCAGAUCAAGCAAUACGCGGUGACUUUUUUCAAUUUCCAGUGACAAUUCGGCAUUUUUUUCUUGAUUAUUUAAGGUCCUUCUUAUGCUUCAGUACUUAUUGAUCUGCUUCAUUUUGAAAGAAUUUUGGUGGUGAAUUCUAUGAAAACAUAUAUUCUGGAUUCAGUGAUUUCAUUUGGAAAGAAUUGGCUAGUGAAGAACUUCGCUAUUUCAUUUAGUUAGUUGGGUUGCUUGUGAGUAUAGUUUUAUGAGGGUUUUACUUCAAAUGUGUAUCGGGACUCGUUGAAGAUAACUGCUUUUAUUUGGAGGGUUUAGAAAAAGAGAAUUAGUGAAAAAUGGGAUCAGAGAAUGGGUUUUACUCUGGAGCAGAAUUUAAUUUGGAACCCAAAUGGUCGGUGGAUCCGAAACUUCUGUUUGUUGGUCCGAAGAUUGGAGAAGGGGCUCAUGCUAAAGUGUACGAGGGAAAAUACAAAAACCAGAAUGUGGCUAUCAAAAUUGUUUACAAAGGGGACACACCAGAAGAGAUUGCCAAGAGGGAGGCCCGAUUUUCUAGAGAAGUUGCAAUGUUAUCUAAAGUCCAACACAAGAACAUGGUUAAGGUUGUGCAUUACAGAAUUAAGAUUUUAGGUGCCGAGUGUCUGGCGGAAAGAGCCAUUCUCGUGUCACUCUUUCCUUCACUAAAACUAUCUAAUCUGUUAGUUUUCUUUUAUCCAGAAAACUUGCUUUUGACAGCAGACCAUAAAACUGUUAAACUGGCGGAUUUUGGUUUGGCAAGAGAAGAAUCAUUGACAGAGAUGAUGACUGCCGAGACCGGAACCUAUCGCUGGAUGGCUCCAGAACUCUAUAGCACAGUCACCCUUCGGCAUGGAGAGAAGAAGCAUUAUAACCAUAAGGUGGACGCUUACAGUUUUGCAAUUGUGUUGUGGGAGCUCAUACAUAAUAAGUUACCUUUCGAAGGCAUGUCAAAUUUGCAGGCCGCCUAUGCAGCUGCUUUUAAAAAUGUAAGGCCAAACGCUGAUGAUCUUCCAGAGGAUUUGGCUUCAAUCGUGACUUCAUGCUGGAAGGAGGAUCCAAAUGAGCGUCCGAACUUCAAUCAGAUAGUACAGAUGCUUUUGCACUCUCUCUCAAGGAUUUCACCACCUCAACCUGUUGAACCACCCAAGAUUUUCACUUCUGAGAAUGUUGUCUUCCCACCAGCAUCUCCAGGCACAAGCGCCUUGAUGGCAGGGAGAGAUGACAAUAGUGAUACACCAAUGGAAAACAACUCAAGGGGACUCUUCUCUUGUUUUCACCGGUGCUUCUAAUCUCUAUACAAUAUUGAUCAAGACUAGACAAAAUUAGUGGGCAAAUUUUAGUUUAUUUUUCUUAUUUAAAACUGCCGUUCGAGAUAAUGGAGUUUAGGUUGCUGUGAUGUAAGGUAGCUGUAAAAUAAGGUCCAUCCAAAGGCCUUUACUCCAUUAAUUUGUUAGACGUCAUUAUGAAUAACCAAUUAUAGUGCCAUUUGCACUCAAUGCAACUGGGAACGGAACCUUCUUGAUA